GCUUUUUUGGUUUUAAUUCCUGUUUUUAGUUUUGAAUAUUUAUGUAGGAUGCCUUAAAAUUAACCAACAAGAAACAACUGUUUCAUACCUAAUCAUUUGGUGACACUCAAAUAUUUUUAAGACAUUAUUAAAAAUGAAUAAUUAUACUGAAUCUCCAAUGAAAAUGAAAGUUUAUAAGAAACGAUGGUUUAUAUUGUUUCUUUAUAUAUUAUACACAGCAAUAUCACAAUUUCAGUGGGUAGAAUAUGCUAUAAUAGGAAAUAUUAUGCAAAAAUACUACAAUGUGGGUUACUCAACGGUAAACUGGACAGCAAUGGUCUUUAUGUUAGUUUAUCCUAUUUUCGUUGUCCCAGCUUCCUAUAUCAUAGAUAAACAGGGACUGAGAGUAGCAGGACUAAUUGGAUGUUUAGGCACUGCAGCUGGCAUAUACCUAAAAUUAUUUUCUGUGCAUCCAGAUUCAAUUCACUUGGUCAUAACUGGACAAACAGUGGUUGGUAUAUCCGGACUGUUCGUCCUUCCGCUUGCACCAAAAUUGGCCAUUACAUGGUUCCCUGAUAAAGAAAUAUCCAGAGCUUGCGCACUUGGAGUGUUCGGCAUGCAAUUAGGUGGAGCCUUAGGUUUCAUCGUACCGCCUACUUUAGUGAAAGAUCACGAUGAUGUGGACGAUAUUGGACACGACAUAAAUUUAAUGUGUUGGGUUUUAGCUGUGGCCAUUACACCACUUGUUCUUGGAGUUGUUAUAUAUUUUCCCAAGGAACCAAAGUGGCCUCCUAAUAAACUAAGAGGAAAUCAAGAGGUUUUCUCAGUUAAGGGCUUCUUCCAUUCUGUGGUGAAACUAUUUGUAAACGGGGGAUUUGUUAAUCACAUGGUAGCUUUCAGUAUGAGUAUAGGAUCAUUUACAGCUCUUGGAUCUCUAUUGAAUCCUUUUAUACUGGAGUAUUUUGAAAAUGCCCACGAAGAUGCUGGUAGAAUGGGCUUAGUUAUGGUACUGGCUGGGAUCGUGGGGACCCCAAUAGCUGGAUAUGUUUUAGACAAGACUCACAGAUUUAAGGAGUCGUGUUUUAUAUCCGCAGUGCUGCAAGCAGCUAGUGUAGCAGGAUUAAUAUACGCAUUAGAACAGAGAAUGAAAAUUGUGGUAUACUUAUGUUUUACAAUUUUGGGUGUGUUUUUGAAUACCUACGCUCUCUCCAGCAUCGAAUUUGCUACAGAGAUGACCUACCCAUGUAAGGAGAGCACCACCGCUGGAAUUUUGUACGCCAUGUCGCAAGUUAUGGGUUUUUUGGCAACCUUAUUGCUUUCCAUUAUUACUGAGACAUACGGCACUCUAUGGGCACUCACUAUCAUCUUGGUGACUGUGAUUUUGGGUGCUUUGAUGACUUUCUUCACCCCAAAUAAGUUAAGGAGGCAAGACAGCCUAAACUCAACCAAUCCACAGGACGAAAUUCAAAGAACAUGAUAUUGGGAACUGGUCGUUGGACCUUUUAAUGAAAUUUGUAACUUUUUUCUAUUGCCACAUC
Aethina tumida (small hive beetle) is the source of this 1517-nucleotide messenger RNA. RefSeq lists its product as uncharacterized. The record is from RefSeq and is a predicted model, not a curated record. The coding region runs from base 134 to 1456 and encodes 440 amino acids. Gene Ontology annotation, biological process: heme export; transmembrane transport. The transcript has 8 exons. Lineage: Eukaryota; Metazoa; Arthropoda; Insecta; Coleoptera; Nitidulidae. Gene Ontology annotation, cellular component: membrane. Gene Ontology annotation, molecular function: heme binding; heme transmembrane transporter activity.